AUGUCGAACCAGACUCCUGACUCUUGGGAGGAUGACCUCGCCCGCCAAGCUGAGGGUGUUAACCUGAAUGGACAGGGCCGCCCUCAACCUCGUGCGCCCACCUUCCAGCCCGGAGCUGCUUCGUUCACCCCGGGAGCCGCCUCUUUCACCCCGGGUCAACAAUUCCAGCAAUACGGCGCUGGUAACCCUUACGCUCAGUACGGUCAGCAAGCCUACGGAUACCCCCAGCAGCAACAACAGCAGGCCUACAACCAGUACGGCGCAUAUGGCCAGCAGCCUGGUGGUUACAACCAAUACUACAACCAGCAGCCUGGUGGCUUUGCCCAGCAGCCUCGUCAGAAUGCCUCUGCUGCCUACCAGCAGGCUCCCGCCGCCGCUCCCGCCCAAUCCGCCCCCAAGCCCGCCGCGCCUGCCGCCGCCGCACCACCCAAGGCUAAGGUUCUCUCAAUUGGCGCUACCUCCUCGGCCGCUGCUCCCAAGACCAAGGUUCUCUCGAUCGGUACCCCUACCCCUCCUCCCGCUGCCGCCAAAUCGGAAACCGCAAAGGGUGAUUCGAAGGGCACUGCGGCCGCCGAGGCUGGCGCCAAGGUGACCGCCAGCAAGGCCAUUGAUAAGACGGAGAAGAAGACGGAGAGAGCCAGCGGCACUACCUCUCCCACACCCUCUUCUGGCCGCUCUAGUCCUGCUCGUGGUGCCGAGGCUGCUAAGCAGGCUCGUGCCGCGGAUGCUGUUGCUAAGGCACAGCAAGCCGAUGUUGAUGACGCUACUCUGAAGGAGAUUUAUGGUGAGCGUCGUGAGCACGUCAACGUCGUCUUCAUUGGUCACGUUGAUGCUGGAAAGUCCACCCUGGGUGGUUCUCUUCUGUACUGCACUGGCAUGGUGGACGACCGAACAAUGGAGAAAUACAAGCGCGAGGCCAAGGAAGCUGGCCGAGAGACCUGGUACCUAUCAUGGGCCUUGGAUCUGACUGCCGAGGAGCGUUCCAAGGGUAAGACCGUCGAGGUUGGCCGAGCAUUCUUCAAGGUCGAAGUGCCUACGCCAGAAGGUCCCAUUGAGCGCCAGUUCUCCAUCCUGGAUGCCCCCGGCCACAAGUCUUACGUUCCCCACAUGAUUGGUGGAGCCUCUCAGGCCGACUUGGGUUGUCUUGUCAUUUCCGCCCGUAAGGGUGAGUACGAAACCGGUUUCGAAAAGGGUGGUCAGACCCGUGAGCACGCGCUACUUGCCCGUAACACUGGUGUGCAGCAGCUCGUCCUAGUUGUGAAUAAGAUGGACGACCCUACUGUCGAAUGGAGCAAGGCCCGUUACGAUGAGUGUACCAUCAAGGUUAUUAAGUUCCUUGAAGCCCUUGGUUACAAGAAGAGCGACAUCUUCUGCAUGCCCAUCUCCGCCCAGCGUACUCUCAAUAUUAAGGAUCGCCUCACUAAGGACGUUUGCCCUUGGUAUGACGGACCAUCACUGCUUGAGUACCUGACAGACUUCAAGCUCCCAGAGCGUAAGGUCAAUGCUCCUUUCAUGAUGCCUAUCACCGCCAAGUACCGUGACAUGGGUACCAUGGCUGAGGGACGUAUUGAAUCCGGAAUCAUCAAGAAGAACGGCACUUAUCUCAUGAUGCCCAACAGAACUGAGGUCUCGGUUGCUGCCCUUUACGGUGAAACUGAAGAUGAACUUUCCACCGCCAAGGUCGGUGACCAGGUCCGCCUUCGUCUGCGUGGUGUGGAAGAAGAUGAAUUCUUCCCAGGCUUUGUUCUCUGCUCUCCCAAGCGACCCGUUCACUGCGUGUCUGCGUUCGAAGCCAAGAUUCGUAUUUUGGACCUGAAGAACAUUCUCACUGCUGGUUUCAAUUGUGUGCUUCACGUGCACUCUGCUGUUGAGGAGGUCACUUUCGCCGCUCUUCUCCACAAGCUUGAGCCCGGUACCGGCCGUAAGAGCAAGCGCCCUCCUGCUUUCGUCAACAAGGGUCAGACUAUCAUUGCUCGCCUGGAGGUUACCUCAACUGCUGGUGCCGUGUGUGUCGAGAAAUACGAUGAUUACCAGCAACUAGGACGAUUCACCCUUCGUGACCAGGGUCAAACCAUCGCUAUCGGUAUGGUCACUAAGCUCAUUCACUCCGAGAACGAGGAGUAA
Molecule: messenger RNA, 2124 nt
Organism: Penicillium pulvis
Lineage: Eukaryota; Fungi; Ascomycota; Eurotiomycetes; Eurotiales; Aspergillaceae
Product: translation termination factor GTPase eRF3
Exons: 2
Coding region: 1-2124 (707 amino acids)
Biological process (GO): translational termination; nuclear-transcribed mRNA catabolic process, deadenylation-dependent decay; translation
Cellular component (GO): translation release factor complex
Molecular function (GO): translation release factor activity; GTP binding; GTPase activity
Source: RefSeq, a predicted model, not a curated record